Myripristis murdjan (pinecone soldierfish) is the source of this 4292-nucleotide messenger RNA. RefSeq names its product coiled-coil domain containing 85C, b (gene ccdc85cb). Gene Ontology annotation, cellular component: apical junction complex. The transcript is spliced from 7 exons. The coding region runs from base 754 to 1986 and encodes 410 amino acids. NCBI's taxonomy places the organism in Eukaryota, Metazoa, Chordata, Actinopteri, Holocentriformes, Holocentridae. The record is from RefSeq and is a predicted model, not a curated record.
CACUCCUCUCCCAUGUCUUGAUUGGCCGUCUUGGCCGAAAUCCUCUUGAAUGAUUUCAAACCCGAGUAUGUGGACAAGAAGGAGGAGGAGGGGACGCUGCUAAUUCCGAGCAGGGCUGAAGGCUUGAAUCCCUCGUCCACCACCUCGUCGUCUCUGCAAAGAGGCUUAUCCGCGGAGCGCUGUCGAUGGCAAGAGGCGACCGAGAGCACGGCUGGUAGCGACCUGGGCUUUCAGAGGUACAGCGCUUUCACCAAUCUCCGUCGUUCUCACUUAGAUUUGGAUCCAGUUUACGUUUGGCAAUUUGUUGCGUUUUAAAUUCCCAUCAUUUGAGCGCAGCGAUGUUCUGCGGAGAGGGCGCACAUUGCGAUGGGACGCGGCAUAUUCUGCUGACAGGACUCCGCGCCGGGAACCAUGACCUGAUUGGAAAUCACUGCUAAUCGAUUGAUAAUCGCACGCGUGUUGUUGUUAUUGUCGGAAAGUGAGUGCCAGUACUUGUUUACGAAAUUAAUGAAGAGUCUCCUUUUACAUGAUCAGUGAGGGCUCAGUCAGUGCACUGGUUGCCAUAGCAUCACAUUAAUAAUUUCCUUUUGAUUAUCGUUCUAUUCUAGAGGGGGGAUUCAUUUUAAUAUUUUGGACCAUGUAUUCAUAUUUUAACACAAUUCCACAAUUGAGGCUUGGUUAAAAGAGUCUUGCUAGUGAAUUGCCGCCCGUCGUUUAAAGGAACUGAGAGCAGCACAGCCCAGACUGGUAGUCAUGGCUAAAAAUCCGUCCGAGGGACCCAAGGAUGACCUGAGCCAGCUGACGGACGAGGAGCUGCUGCGGUGCAGCAAAGAGGACCUGGUUAGGAGGUUAAGGAGGGUCGACAGCGAGAAAAUGAACUUGAUGAUCGAGCACGGCAACAUGAUGAAGGACAUCAACCGGCGGCUGCAGGUGCACCUGCAUGAGAUCCGGAGCCUGAAGGAAAUAAACCAGAAGCUGCAGGACGACAACCAUGAGCUCCGGGAGCUCUGCUGCUUCCUGGACGAUGAUCGGCAGAAGGGCAAGAAGCUGUCCCGGGAGUGGCAGCGCUUCGGCCGCUACACGGCCAGUGCCAUGUGGAAGGAGGUGGGCACCUACAUGAUGAAGCUGAAGGAGCUGGAGGCCAACCAGGAGACGGUGAUGCGGGAAAACUCCGAGCUGAAGGAGAUCAUCCUCAUGCUGGAUGAGGAGAGGAACGGCGCCGGCUCCAGGAGCUCCAUAGACAGUCAGUCCAGUUUGACCAACCUGAACGGGGGCACCGGCACCGUCAGGGAUGUCGGGGACGGGAGCAGUACGUCCAGCACCGGGAGCGCCGGGAGCCCAGAUCACCACAAUCAUAACCACAGCCACAUACACAAGCCCACCACGGAGAACAGUAAGCUGGGUCCCACCAUGAGGAGAUCCAUGGAUGACCUGUCAGCACCUCACCAUCACAGGAGCAUCCCCAAUGGACUUAAUGAUUCCUCCUCCAACUACAUCAGGCAGCUGGAGACUAAAGUGCGGAUCCUGGAGGAUGAUAACAAUAAGCUUCUCUCACAGGCCCACAGCCGGUAUAGCUUAUCACAGAUACACGGCAAGAAGCAGUGUAACCCAGGUGACCUUCGCGCCCUGAGGAAGGGAAUGACCCUCUACCACUCAGAGUCCCAGCUGUCCUCUCUGCCCCAGCGCCAGGACGCACUGCACAUGGGCACAGGGCGUCUCCCAACCAGCGAGUCUUCUCCUGCCACAGGCUACCUGUCCUGCGUCCAGAAACCAGAGGCGGUGGUUCACGCCAUGAAGGUGCUAGAGGUCCACGAGAACCUGGACAAGCAGGUUCCUGAGGACUACGAGGAGGAUCUCAGCGAGAAGGAGAAGGCCAUCGUUCGAGAGAUGUGCAACGUGGUAUGGAGAAAGCUGGGUGAUGCGGCAGGAUCAAAGCCGUCCAUCAGACAGCACCUCUCUGGGAACCAAUUCAAAGGGCCGCUGUAGCAUGGCAACGAGAGAGAGAGAGAGAGAUGGAGAGAGAGAGAGAGAGAGAUCAGGAUCUACCUACACUCACCUGAAUCCGCCUCAUCUGCGCCUACACUACCCAUCAUGCCAAGCUCCCUGUUGCCUCCAGCACCAAGCACUCCUUUGUCAAAGCCUCACAACGAGACUGGAUAAGACAGAACCUAGGAAGCUACAAAGCGGACCUUUUUAGCCUCUUAAUCGCUAACGUACAACUUCACAUGUACAAUAUCUGUUUUUAUCUCUCAGAGCUUAUGAAGUGUUGACAACCGGCAGCUAGUUUCACUGAUUUGCCACUUUCCUCACUGAUUCGGGGGGGCUUUAGGCUACAGAACGGUCUCUCUCCUCACACAGCCUACAUCUUACUCUAGUCUAACGAUGAAAGCUAUGAAAUGAAAGCUAUAUAAACACACAACAACUAUAGUCCUUUUAGAGCGUAACUGUGCGACAUAAAGCUCGUGAUAAUCCAUGGUUUGAAGCACAGAACCCGUAAGGCUGCAGGGGCAGACCUCUCUAGACGUGUUGCUGCGACGCGAAUGCAACAUCGCGGCGGUAUCCUCAGAUUAGGUUUGAUAGUACCUCCCGUAGGGACCCUCGCUCCUCUGUCACCUGUAUCGCUCCCUAGUGGUGAACGAGUAUAAUUAGCAUUAGCGUUCGAGAAGUGUUAACCAAGUGAAACCCACUGUGACCUAGCGCCUUUGCUCAUAAGACAAGUCUAUCGAUACUACAGUCUAGAGAUCACUGUUAACAUGUGUAUAUUAUGUAUAAAACCAUAGCACUACAUCAUUGUCAUUGUUGAUUUUUUUUUUUUUUCUUUUAUCUAUUUUGUAUUCUAGCGUGGCCAUGUGAUCAAGUAUUUAGUUUGGAAAGCACACACACACAACCGGACCUUAAACAGGGUUUGCUUUUUGGUAAUAAAGUUAAUCUUGUUUUUUGUUUUUUAUUCUUUUUUUUUUCCAGAUGAAUUAUUAUUCUUUCUCUCUGUAACCUCUGAAAAAGUAUCAAGGCCAUUCUGAAUCAAACCAUCUCAAUCAGUCAAUGGAUAGAUAGAUGGAUAGUUUCCUUAUUUUGAAUUGUGAAAUUAACUAAAAUUGUAUGCUGUGUGCAUGCUCGACAAUCAUGUUCUCAGGUUGGGAGGGCUACAGCUUUACCUUUGCCCAUCUGUGACUCUGUGUGUGCGUGUGUGAGUGUGAGUGAGCAAAAGAAGGCUGAAUGGUUCUCUUGCAACUGUAGCAUCUGCCUGUGAAUCCUCUUUUUCGCUAUUGAACCCUGGUUACAGCAGACUGCUGAGGACAUUUGCUGCAUCCACACAGGACAGGCGCCGUCUCAUCAAAGUGUAACGCGGCCAAGGGCUUCGUUUUAUCGCCCGGCUGACACAAGUCCAUUUCGACCCGGUUUUAUCAUUUUGUUGAGCUCUAUCUCAGUGAAUGAAAUUUUUUUGUUUUCUAAAAGCUCAGGCCUCGUUCUCUUUCGGAUGGAUUCAGCAGGUGUGUCUCAACAGUGCAUGUUUUCUUAAAGCUGAUUUUUUUUUCUUUUCUUUUUUUAAGAAUGCGAGAUAAGUCUUCCCUUAGAUGUCUCCUGAAAACACUAACAUUUUAAACAAGUAUUUCUUGAUGUCAGAAUGAACAAGCACUCUUAGUCAAAGUAUUUAUUGCCAGGUAUUAGAGAUGGGAGUGCCAUGAUUAACUGGGCAGCCAUUAUUUUUAAAAUCUAUCAGAAGAGAUUUUGCUAAUAAUCAGAGAAGUGUUCUGAUAGGUUUGGUCAGUGACUGGCAGCUCAGGCGCUCCCAUUUCUACUUUUAGUUGUUCCAAAUUAGAACAUUGUUGAGGCUGUUUUCCCCGCCCCUCUGUUCUCUCCAAUAAUGGGUCUAAAAAAAAAAAAGAAAGAAAAAAAAAAAAGAAAUCAAUCAAAGUAUGGUUUUUAAAAGUGUCCUUUUUUCUAGGAACUGAUUUGAAGCCAUGAAACAAUUUUGAAUACUUUAUAUGGCAUUUGAUUUGAGAUGUGCCACAUUUUUUUUUCUGCAUGGUGUUUUGAUUUGGAACCUAAUUUUUUUUUUUUUUUUUAAACAUCUAUAGUGUUCUUUAUUCUGCAUAUGUGCUAAACCACAAUACAGAAUCCUAGAAUCUACAGUGUAAAUGUCAAUUCCUGUAGUAACUAGCAUGACUGUGUAACUUCUUUUCAUGAAUUUCACUGAUAUCAAAUGGAUAUUGGUAGGUGAAAAGAAAUAAAACAUGAAAUAGGCCACUUUUAGAAAAAUUUGGGAGAAAAUAAAGAGAUGUUUAAUGAUA